Sardina pilchardus (European sardine) is the source of this 2354-nucleotide messenger RNA. RefSeq names its product zinc finger protein 260-like. Gene Ontology annotation, cellular component: nucleus. The coding region runs from base 126 to 2354 and encodes 742 amino acids. NCBI's taxonomy places the organism in Eukaryota, Metazoa, Chordata, Actinopteri, Clupeiformes, Clupeidae. The transcript has 3 exons. The record is from RefSeq and is a predicted model, not a curated record. Gene Ontology annotation, biological process: regulation of gene expression.
UGGGGAUGAACACGUUUUCUCGAUAUGUGUAAUCUAGACGGUCUAUUAACUGAUCCCCGAGUGCAGAGCUUAAUUGAGUGACUUGAGAAAACUUUGGAUGGGAUCAUCUUUGGUGUGUUGGGAACAUGGAUCUCGGAUUUCAGUUAAAUUCGGACUGUAACGAUGACGCUACACAAUACCAGCUGACCGUAAUGGUGAAAGAAGAAGAUCUCAUAGAGGAGACAUAUGGGGAUAUAAUUGCAUUUCAACUUGAUGAAGAACAGCUUCAGUAUAGAACUGGAUCAGACUUUGCAGAGUCCAAAGUGAAGCCUACUCAUACCGAGACACUACAGACAAUAGCGGAGAUUGAAGUUACGAUUGAAGACGAUGAGCCCGAUGAUCUGCUGGGAAGUGCAUCAGAACAUCCACACGGAACCCAACAGGAGACACAUGGACAGAGUGAUGAGCUCAGCCUGCAACUCAAAGGAAGACGGCACCACUGCACUGUGUGCUGGAAGAGCUUCAGGACCCUGAAAGCACUCGAGAAACACCAGCAAACACACUCAGUCAGGGUGAAUUUGACCACGUCCUCACUAGCUAGCCGCCACGUGCAGAAACACACUGGAGGGAAGUCCCAUGAAUGUUCCCAGUGUGGAAAAGGUUUCUCACACUCGUCAAGUCUUGGACGGCAUAUGCGUGUACACAAAGGAGGGAAGCCUCAUAAAUGUGUCCAGUGUAAAAAAGGUUUUAUAACCUCCACAGAUCUCAAUUGCCACAUGCUUACACACACUGGAGUGAAGCCUUAUAAAUGUGCCCAGUGUGGAAAAGGUUUUAAUCACAGCUCAAGCCUUUCACGCCACAUGUUCGAACACAAAGGAGGGAAGCCUCAUAAAUGUGUCCAGUGUGGAAAAGGGUUUUAUCAAAGUUCAAAUCUUAAAGUCCACAUGCUUACACACGCUGGAGAGAAGCCUUAUAAAUGUGCCCAAUGUGGAAAAGGUUUUUCACACAUGUCAAGUCGUUAUCACCACAUACGUAAGCACAGAGGAGAGGUUCUUCAUAAAAGACUUGUAGCGAGGCGCCAUAACUGUUCGCAGUGUGGAAAAGGUUUUCCAUUGAUUUCAACUCUUAAAACCCACAUGCUCAUACACACUGGAGAGAAGCCUCAUAAAUGUGCCCAGUGUGGAAAGGCAUUUAGAACAUCCCGAGGUCUUCGACGCCACAAUCUUACACACACUGGAGAGAAGCCUCAUACAUGUCCCCAGUGCGGAAAAGGUUUUACACGAAGUUCAAGUCUUUCAUGCCACAUGCGAGUACACACUGGAGAGAAGCCUCAUAAAUGUUCCCAGUGUGGAAAAGGUUUUACACGAGUUCCAAAUCUUAAAACCCACAUGCUCAUACACACUGGAGAGAAGCCUUAUGAAUGUGCCCAGUGUGGAAAAGCUUUUAGAACCUCUGCAAAUCUCAAUCACCACAUGCUAGUACACACUGGAGAGAAGCCUCAUAAAUGUGUCCAGUGUGGAAAAGCUUUUAGAACAUCCCGAAGUCUUCGACACCACAAUCUUACACACACUGGAGAGAAGCCUCAUACAUGUUCCCAGUGCGGAAAAGGUUUUACACAAAGUUCAAGUCUUUCAUGCCACAUGCUAGUACACACUGGAGAGAAGCCUUAUAAAUGUGCCCAGUGUGGAAAAGCUUAUAGAAAAUCCCAAAGUCUUCGACGCCACAAUCUUACACACACUGGAGAGAAGCCUCAUACAUGUCCCCAGUGCGGAAAAGGUUUUACACAAAGGUCAAGUCUUUCAUGCCACAUGCGAGCACACACUGGAGAGAAUACUCAUACAUGUCCCCAGUGCGGAAAAGGUUUUUCACGAAUUUCAUUUCUUAAAAACCACAUGCUCAUACACACUGGAGAGAAGCCUCAUAAAUGUGCCCAGUGUGGAAAUGCAUUUAGAACCUCCUCACAUCUGAAACGCCACAUGCUCAUACACACUGGAGAGAAGCCUCAUAAAUGUGCCCAGUGUGGGAAAGCUUUUAGAACAUACCAAAGUCUUCGACACCACAAUCUUACACACACUGGAGAGAGACUUCAUAAAUGUCCCCAGUGCGGAAAAGGUUUUACACAAACUUCAAUUCUUAAAAGACACAUGCUAACGCACACUGGAGAGAAGCCUCAGGAAUGUGCCCAGUCUGGAAAAGGUUUUCGACAACUUUCUAGUCUUAAAACUCACGUGCUAACCCACGCUGGAGAGAGGCCUUAUGAAUGUUCCCGAUGUGGAAAAGUUUUUUCACACGCGUCGAGUUGUUAUCGCCACAUACGGAAGCACCGCGUAGAGGACAAGAGAUCCCUAGCAAAAGCACUAAAAAAGUUAGUGUGA